Hypoxylon fragiforme is the source of this 2162-nucleotide messenger RNA. RefSeq names its product PAP1-domain-containing protein. The transcript is spliced from 4 exons. Gene Ontology annotation, cellular component: RNA polymerase II transcription regulator complex. Bases 326 to 2062 code for a protein of 578 amino acids. NCBI's taxonomy places the organism in Eukaryota, Fungi, Ascomycota, Sordariomycetes, Xylariales, Hypoxylaceae. The record is from RefSeq and is a predicted model, not a curated record. Gene Ontology annotation, molecular function: DNA-binding transcription activator activity, RNA polymerase II-specific; transcription cis-regulatory region binding.
UCAUCUGUACCGGUUUGGAUGUGGAUAGCUUCGAUCAUCAGGAAUUAUCAGCUUCUCAAGCUUCAUUAUCUUUGAAGCUUUGAGGACCUCGUCGACACUAAGCGCGGCAAUCGCUGCGUUUUAACACAACCAACACAUACAUACGCGAGUCGUCGUCAUUGAUAGCAUCGGCUCACGUCGCUUGACAAUUUCCCACCCUACUAAGAGGGGUCACUGACAUAUAUCCAAUUCAUAUCUAUUUACUUAUCUUUACCUUGCUGUUUCUAACUGUGACUUAUUCAUAUUCAUAUAUUGUUGAUUCGUCUUCCUUCCUAUCACAGUCGCCAUGGCCUCGACUCACGCUCACUCUCUGCCCAACUUCAUCCUCACGCCUCAGCAGCAGAACCUGCUCUUUCGCGCGCUUACAUCAAACCAGCAAGGCGGCAACAGCAAUAACCCAAACAAUGCUCUGUCCUUGUCACCUGGUUCUUUGACCAAGUCCCCCGUUGAGAAUCAGAAUGGUACCCCAAAUUUUAAUAGUCCUGAGGGCACUUCCAACGGCAUCCAAGAGAGCCCCUACCUGGAUUAUGACUACGACAUAGCACCUGAUACUAGCUUUGACUUCGACUUCACCCAUGAUGGUCAAGCCAAGAUGAUCGGAGAUCUUCCUGGUGGCUCGCCCAAGGAUGACUCUAAGUCUAGCUCUCCAGAGAACGACACUCCCGACAAGAGAAGCCACCCAGAUGAUGAUGAUGAAGAUGACAUGGAAGAUGGUGGAGGCAAGCGAAGAGAGAGUGAAGGAAAGGUUCCCAAGAAGCCAGGUCGCAAGCCACUUACAAAUGAGCCAAGCUCGAAAAGGAAGGCUCAGAAUCGCGCGGCCCAGCGAGCAUUCCGGGAGCGGAAGGAGAAGCACGUGAAGGAUCUUGAGACGAAGGUGGAAGAAUUGGAAAAAGUCUCUACGGCCACAAAUAACGAGAAUUCACAACUGCGCAGCCAGAUUGAUAAACUAACGAUGGAGCUAAGCGAGUACAAGAAAAAACUAUCGUUGAUGAACAAUGUCCAUCCAGUCACGAGUAUGGCGCAACGAAACCAGGCCUUUGGCAGUGCCGCGCUACAGAAUUUGAACGAUGUCAAUUUUCAAUUCGAGUUUCCCAAGUUUGGCGUCCUACCUGGGGCGAACGACUUGAGUGGUGUUAAGUCGAUAUAUCACCAAUCAUCGUCGUCUAACGGUGCCUCGAAUAACCAAACUAGCCCAAAGGGCAAGGGUCAGGGGCUAGCCAGCCCCAACUCGAUGAAGAGUCGGGAGAACUCAGAUGCUGCACCGAAGAAUUCUUCAAAUAAGUCAUCGACUUCCCCUUACGAAAGUACCUUUGGUGGCAGUGUAUCAAGGACCAGCGUGGAUUCAAGCCACUACAGCGCGAAUGGAGCAAACUCGGAUUCUCCCGGCUCGUCAACGGCGAACUCUAAUGGAGGUCCUAGUUCUUCUUGCGGAACUUCUCCUGAACCAAUUACUCAAUCACCGCUAGGGUUCAAGCCCGUUGAUACUCUGACCACAAUUGGCGAGGAGCAACCAUCGCUGACGAGUGACUCCAUGUCCCACUUCGCUAAUCUCAAUAAUAUGGACUUUUCCAAUUUUGACUGGUUGUCACAGCAGAAUGGAGGCCAAUUUGAUCCACAGCUUUUCGGCGAGUAUCGAGAACCGCAGGAGAAUGUCUUAGCCAACACCACGUUCGAUGACAGUUUCUUUAAUGACGCUUUCGAUGUUGACUUCACAACACCUUUCAAUGUGGCGCCAAGCCCAAAGAAGAACUUGAUUGCCGAGAUUGAUGCCCGAAAGGAGUCAGAGGAUACCAUCAUCACGGGCCAGAACGGGAAGCUGCUUACUUGCACUAACAUUUGGGAGAAAUUGCAGUCCUGUCCCCGAGUACAAAAUGGCGAUCUCGACCUUGAUGGACUUUGUUCUGACCUCCAAAAGAAGGCUAAGUGUGGCGGCACAGGGGCCGUUGUCGACGAACAAGAUUUCAAGGCUGUGAUGACAAAGUACCUUGGCUCCGACGCCGGAAACUGUACCACGAGGGCGUAAUUACUACCUUUUAUCAACACUACCAUCAUUGUGCCACCACCAGCAACAGCCACGAUUCACUGGGUCAAAAUAGGAAAUAUUAUUCAUUUACGGAAACGAC